AUGCCGUUUGAUGCGUGUUGCCCGGAGUGCAAGAUGCCAGGCGACGAGUGUCCACCAGUUUGGGGGGAAUGCGGACACCACUUCCACAUCCACUGCAUAAUGAAGUGGCUGCAGAAGGAGCAGAAGCAGUGCCCCAUGUGUCGUCGAGAAUGGAAGUUUCGUCAAUGA
Molecule: messenger RNA, 168 nt
Organism: Symbiodinium pilosum
Lineage: Eukaryota; Dinophyceae; Suessiales; Symbiodiniaceae
Source: the annotation of a GenBank genome assembly